Molecule: messenger RNA, 891 nt
Organism: Coniophora puteana RWD-64-598 SS2
Lineage: Eukaryota; Fungi; Basidiomycota; Agaricomycetes; Boletales; Coniophoraceae
Product: S-adenosyl-L-methionine-dependent methyltransferase
Exons: 7
Coding region: 1-666 (221 amino acids)
Biological process (GO): methylation
Cellular component (GO): eRF1 methyltransferase complex
Molecular function (GO): protein methyltransferase activity; nucleic acid binding; S-adenosylmethionine-dependent methyltransferase activity
Source: RefSeq, a predicted model, not a curated record
AUGAUCCCCACCCCCGACCUAUCGCACCUCACGAAGGUCGAUUACGAUAGAGUGUACGAGCCAGCAGAAGACACUUUCUUGUUUCUCGAUGGACUAGAGCAAGACGCAGAACACAUCAGAUCUCUGCAUCCCACCGUCUGCCUCGAGAUCGGGUCAGGCUCCGGAUGUGUAUCAACAUUUAUGGGCUCGAUCCUCGGCCCCACCGGUGCACUCUACUUGUGCACCGACAUCAACCAGCAUGCAGCACGCUGCACAGUUGCCACAGGUAGACAGAACAAGAUUCCUAUAGACGCUAUCAACUGUUCCCUGACAAGCUCGUUACUGCCACGUCUUCGACAUUCGAUCGACAUUCUCCUCUUCAACCCUCCGUAUGUGCCAACUGAUGGCGAGGAGGCGCUCGAUGCCCAGGCCAGCGGUAACAUCUCUGGUGCGUGGGCGGGUGGCCUCUCAGGCAUGGAGAUAACCAACAAACUCCUGGAGGAAGUCAAUGAUCUUUUGUCGCCGAAGGGGUUGUUCUACUUGGUCGCGUUAAAGCAAAACGACAUUCCCGCUAUAUGUGCUAUGAUGCAAGAUGCAUUUGGGCUGAAAAGCCAGACAAUAAUCCAACGUCGUGCAGGUCGAGAGCACUUGUUCAUUCUUCGGUUCGAAAGGCAAUACGUUGGAUGACAAAGCAUGGUCAAGCUCAAGGCAGGCUGUAUCCGAGAUUACUACUGUACACCAAGUAAAUGAUUGGGAAAUUAUAUGAAAAGACGCUAGAGCAGUUCAGUGUCGAGAGCAAAUGUUCUUGUAGAUGAGUCAUGGAGUCCGUCCAGGCAAGUGUAUGUACUCAUGGCAACCUAGUCGUCCGAACCACCAGUAGUGCGUUUCCUGUGCAUGCUGAAGCGCGAGGGU